GCUCAAAAAAUUGUACGCACAGUGCAUCCGUGCGUAUGCCUGGUUACGCCCCUGCUUACAUUGCUGACUCCAUGGAAUUGACGUCACCAACUGGUCAUCUGUGAUCACAGAGAAACUGGGCUGGCCUAAUUCCUUGACCAUAGACUAUGUCACCAGGAAGAUGUGGUGGGUUGAUGCACAUCUGGAUUACAUUGAGUAUGCCAACCUUGAUGGCAGCAACAGACAGUUGGUCAUAUCAGGAGUCAGAACAUCUGAAAAAUACAACUCUUACAAAGGCCACUGAGCGUAACGUGUCUCCAACUGCUGAUUGGAGGCCAUACACUGUCAAAGUCCGGAGAAAACUAGAAUUAUGCGAGAAACAUGCAGUGAUAAGGAACACACACACUUCCACCUUGGACAACAUGGAGGAAGUGUGGAAGGCCAUAGCAAAUGAAAUAUCAUCAGUUGCCAUAUCAACGAGAAGUUCAGCAGAGUGCCCUGAUAACUGA
Molecule: messenger RNA, 488 nt
Organism: Lingula anatina
Lineage: Eukaryota; Metazoa; Brachiopoda; Lingulata; Lingulida; Lingulidae
Source: RefSeq, a predicted model, not a curated record